Messenger RNA from Rangifer tarandus platyrhynchus (Svalbard reindeer), 345 nucleotides. The record is from the annotation of a GenBank genome assembly. Lineage: Eukaryota; Metazoa; Chordata; Mammalia; Artiodactyla; Cervidae.
AUGCUUUUCCAAAUCCUGUUUCCAUUUUUUCUUGAACACAUAGCUGGAUGGCAUUUCCCAGACUUCUUGUGGCUAGCUGAGGCUCAUGUGGCUGUAUUCUGGCCAGUGGAAAUAGGAGGAAGUGAUGUGUAUCACUUUCAGGCCUGGUCCCUAAAGGACCCUGAUCCUCUGUGCUCUCUAUCUUCCCUUUUCUGCCAACAGGAUACAAGGCCCCGGUAUAUGGCAGAGCCAUUAGAUAGAAGGGAACUGGGUCCUUGUAUACCUGCAUUGAGUGAGGACCUCAUUCUAAUCCCAGUGACCUUCACUGGACAAGGAAAUGAAGAGAAAGAAUCCCCUGAGAUUUGA